UCCCGCGGGCGGCGCGCGGCGGCGGCAGAGCGAGGCAGGUGCCGGCGAUGGCGGGUCGCGCCCAGCCCAGCGGCCCCGCGGGCAGCGGCGGCGGCGCCCCGGGGCUCCUCCCGCUGCUGCUGCUGCUCCUGUCCGCCGCCGCCAUCAUCCCCCGAGGUGAUGGCCAGAACUUGGUGACAGAGGAUGUGACAGUGGUGGAGGGGGACGUGGCCACCAUCAGCUGUCGCGUCAAGAACAGCGAUGACUCGGUGAUCCAGCUGCUGAACCCCAACAGGCAGACCAUCUAUUUCAGAGACUUCAGGCCACUGAAGGACAGCAGGUUCCAGCUGGUGAACUUCUCCAACAGCGAGCUGCGGGUGUCCCUGACCAACGUCUCCAUCUCUGAUGAAGGGAGGUACUUCUGCCAGCUCUACACUGACCCACCCCAGGAGAUCUACACCACCAUCACCGUGCUGGUCCCACCGCGCAAUCUGGUAAUUGAUAUCGAGAAGGAGACGGCGGUGGAGGGAGAGGAGAUCGAGCUGAACUGCACUGCCAUGGCCAGCAGACCAGCCACCACCAUCAGAUGGUUCAAAGGCAACAAGGAGCUCACCGGCAAGUCGGAGGUGGAGCGGUGGUCGGACAUGUACACGGUCACCAGCCAGCUGCUGCUGCGGGUGGGGCGCGAGGACGACGGCGUCCCCGUCAUCUGCCUGGUGGAUCACCCUGCGGUCAAGGACCUGCAGACACAGCGCUACCUGGAAGUCAUGUAUAAGCCUCAAGUGCGGGUUUCUCAGAAUUACCCCCUGCAAGGCCUGACCAGGGAAGGGGAGCCGCUGGAGCUGACGUGCACAGCCUUUGGAAAGCCACAGCCUACGGACAUGAGGUGGUUAAGAGUAGAUGAUGAGAUGCCUCAACACGUUGUAGUGUCUGGUUCAAACCUUCUCAUUAGUAACCUAAACAAAACAGAUAAUGGUACAUACCGCUGUGAGGCUUCCAACGCGGUGGGGAAAUCACAUGCGGAUUACAUGCUGUUUGUAUACGAUCCCCCCACAACUAUCCCUCCUCCCACAACAACCACCACCACUACCACCACCAUCCCUACCACCAUCACAGACACAACGGCGACGACAGAACCGGCAGUUCACGGCUUUACUCAGUUGCCCAAUUCGGCCGAGGAGCUGGACUAUGGGGAUCUCUCAGGUACAUCUGUGCCGCCCACAGCCUCAGGCGAGGCUCUGCCGACUGAGCCGCUCAGUAACGCGUCCCUUGCCUCCCGCCCAGAUUCCCGCGCGGGUGAGGAGGGCGCCAUACGCAGCGUGGACCAUGCCGUGGUUGGUGGCGUCGUGGCCGUCGUCGUCUUUGCCAUGCUUUGCCUGCUCAUCAUUUUAGGGCGAUAUUUUGCCAGACAUAAAGGUACAUACUUCACUCACGAAGCCAAAGGAGCAGAUGAUGCGGCCGACGCAGACACAGCCAUCAUCAACGCAGAGGGGGGACAAAACAACUCCGAGGAAAAGAAAGAGUACUUCAUCUAGAGCAGCCUUGGUUCCCAUGAGGUGUCCAACCGUGGAUGGUUACUACUGGCCCUAUUUAAACGCUACAAAGACAGUGAUCUUGGAAGUUGCAACCAGCUUGUGUCUUUUUUUUUUAAGGAAAAAAAAAAAAAGAAAUGGGUGGAGAGCGGUGAGGCCGGGAAGGUCUGGGAUUUGCUGUGUAAAAAUAUUCCUCGUAAAGUACACUCUGCUGUUCGACA
Molecule: messenger RNA, 1732 nt
Organism: Oenanthe melanoleuca
Lineage: Eukaryota; Metazoa; Chordata; Aves; Passeriformes; Muscicapidae
Gene: CADM1
Product: cell adhesion molecule 1
Exons: 13
Coding region: 48-1514 (488 amino acids)
Biological process (GO): detection of stimulus; cell recognition; susceptibility to natural killer cell mediated cytotoxicity
Cellular component (GO): plasma membrane; synapse; neuron projection
Molecular function (GO): signaling receptor binding
Source: RefSeq, a predicted model, not a curated record